GAUCAUCAUCAGUUAUUAGGCAAUCCACCACGACGAUUGUUCGACAAUUCAGCGGUGGGUUCUGUCAACAAGUCUACUCCUGCGAACAGAAAAACUCGUCCGACAAACAUCUUCGUUAGUCCGAUUCGUUUGAUGUUGGAUCGAAUCAACGAUAUUGUUGGACGUCGCACCCCUCGGAGUAACGUCAGAAGAAGUAAACAAGAAUUAAUCAGCUGAUCAGAAACGUCUCAUGGAUUGCCUAAUUGUUCGAAAGCGCUACAGAAAAUAUUGAAGUGUGAGAUUUGAAACGUGUUAAUUUCAGUUUGCUCGGUGUAAUUCAAGUUAAUAUAUACAAUGUCGCUCAUUCCAAUCUUGUUCCGUGAUUGGUGGGAUGAUUGCUUGGACAGCCCACUACGAGCAUCCCGAAUCCUGGAUCAGCAUUUUGGCAGUGGAAUAACAGCUGACGACCUUCUCACUGCCCUAACAGCUUCAGGAACGGCACAUCGUCCCAGAGUCGGUUACGUCCGUCCAUGGCGCAAUACAAAUCUUGCUUUGCGUAAUGACUCCGGAUCUACAGUCAACAUCUCCGGUGACAAGUUCCAAAUUAAUUUGGACGUUCAACAGUUUUCACCGGAAGAAAUCACUGUCAAGGCGACCGACAAGUGCAUCACCGUUGAAGGUAAACACGAGGAGAAGCAGGACGAACAUGGCUUCAUCGAACGGCACUUUGUCCGACGGUACAUGUUGCCGGCAGGGCAUGAUCAUAACGGUAUCGUGUCCUCAAUGUCUUCGGAUGGUAUUCUGACCAUCGCUGCACCUGGCUCUUCCACCGCCGGCAGAUGAGAAAGUGAUCCCUAUUACGCAGACAGGACAACCGAUGAAAAAGUUGGCGGAGAAGUCUUCGAACGAUGAGAAGUCAGCUAAGAAAGUGAAGAAUGGUAAUUAAGCAUUUAGCACUAUUUC
Topomyia yanbarensis is the source of this 942-nucleotide messenger RNA. Its product is annotated as protein lethal(2)essential for life-like. The record is from RefSeq and is a predicted model, not a curated record. The transcript has a single exon. Gene Ontology annotation, molecular function: protein folding chaperone. Bases 334 to 822 code for a protein of 162 amino acids. Gene Ontology annotation, biological process: response to heat; protein refolding. NCBI's taxonomy places the organism in Eukaryota, Metazoa, Arthropoda, Insecta, Diptera, Culicidae.